Erythranthe guttata (spotted monkey flower) is the source of this 850-nucleotide messenger RNA. The record is from RefSeq and is a predicted model, not a curated record. NCBI's taxonomy places the organism in Eukaryota, Viridiplantae, Streptophyta, Magnoliopsida, Lamiales, Phrymaceae.
AUGGCAAAUUCAGAAGGAAGUCGAGAGAUCUUACAUGCAUGCCUUGUUUUGGGCUUGCUUGCUUUGAUCAACGUUGUCCGAUGUGACAAUUAUCCUGAUUUCCAAUCCCGCCGUAGCUUAAUUGGUGAGACAAUUUUUGAUGUUACUAAGUUUGGGGCUAAAGGCGAUGGCAUUACCGACGAUGCCAUGGCAAUAAUUAAGGCAUGGAGAGCAGCAUGCACCACUGUGGGAGCAGCAAAGGUAUUGAUCCCACGUGGAGACUUUGUGGCAGGGGAGGUUGUAAUGGCUGGACCUUGCACUGCACAAAAACCAAUAACUAUAGAAAUACAGGGAAAUCUAUUGGCGUAUGAUGAUAUGAGUGUCUACACACGUGGUGCUUGGAUCAUGAUUGAAAAAGUUGACGGCCUUGUUGUUACUGGCGGUGGAACAAUCAAUGGUCGCGGAAAGGAGGUCUGGCAGUAUUUUACUAAGGGUAGCCCUCCACUUCCAGUGGUAAGUAGUAUUAUCGAAGCUUCAUCCAUCUAUUUUCAAGAUAUUGUUAUGGAUCGUGUCAAAAAUCCCAUCAUUAUUGAUCAGCAUUAUGACUCCAAGAGAAAGCGUGAGCCAUCGAAGGUGAAGAUCAGUGAUGUUCACUUCAGAAAUAUAAGGGGAACCUCAAUUUCAGCAGUGUCAAUAUCUCUGAAUUGUAGUUCAACAUUUCCGUGUCAGGGCAUUGAAUUGUCAAACAUUGAUUUGCAGCCCAUUGCCCCUAUUGGACCUCUAAGAUCUUCUUGUUCGAAUGCCAGAUUCUUCGUCACUGGAAAAAUCAACCCCACUGCCCCCGCUUCUUGUGUAUAGACAUAUUUUCUUU